AGUCGUAAAGUUCGAAUGAUUCUUACAACCGGAUUUGAACUGCCAAAAAAAAAAUCACUCUACUGACAUUCUCUAGUAAAAUUUACCGGUUGUGUGUCGUUGUUGCAGUUGUUGAACGUCUUCUUCGAGUGGGACAUGUGCUUCGACAACACCAGGUGUUAUUACUAUGCGAGUUGCUGAGACUGAGUCUUCUCCGUGGACGCGAUUUGGGAGGCACUUUGACCCCGGGACUCAUUUGACAUUCUUAUAGGAACGCAGAACGACAGAAACGACAGGAUGGUUAUUCGAUCUGUGCCGAAGCGGAACGUUCGAAUACUUCUGCUGGGCGACAGGGGAGUGGGCAAAACCUCGCUGAUCCUGUCGCUGGUGAGCGAGGAGUUCCCUGAGAAUGUGCCCACCAGAGCAGAAGAGAUCACCAUACCAGCAGACGUUACACCUGAACAGGUGCCGACAAACAUCGUUGAUUACUCCGCAGCCGAUCAGACCGACGACGAGUUGAAUGAUCAAAUCAAAAGGGCGAGCGUCAUAUGCGUGGUGUACGCCGUCGACGACGAAGACUCGAUCGACAGGAUAUCCACGUACUGGUUGCCGCACAUCCGCGAGGUCUGCGGCGAUUUCCAGGUGCCCGUCGUCCUCGUCGGCAACAAGAUCGACCUGGUGGAGUACUCCACGAUAGAGGGCGUGUACACGAUAAUGGAUCAAUACUCCGAGGUGGAGACGUGCAUCGAAUGCUCCGCGCGAACCCUCAAGAACAUCUCGGAGAUGUUCUACUACGCACAGAAGGCGGUCCUCCAUCCGACGGGGCCCAUCUACUCCGUGGAGAGCUCCGACCUGACGGACGCGUGCAGGAAGGCGCUCGUUCGCAUCUUCAAAAUCUGUGAUAUCGACUGCGACGGUCUGCUCAACGACAUCGAGCUGAACAACUUCCAGAGCCGCUGCUUCAAUACGCCCCUGCAACCGCAAGUCCUCGACGACGUCAAAGGCGUGCUGCGGAAGAACCUCGAGGAUGGCGUCACGCACAACUGCGUCAAUCUGAAGGGGUUCCUCUACCUGCACAGCCUCUUCAUCCAGAGGGGACGUAACGAGACCACCUGGACCGUACUCAGAAAGUUCGGUUACAAUGACAACCUCAACAUGUCCAAGGACUACCUUUUCCCCACAAUCAAGAUCAUCGGUGGAUGUUCGACGGAGCUGUCUCACAGGGGACAGCAGUUUUUGACGCACAUUUUCGAGAGACACGACAAGGAUAGGGAUCAGGCUCUGUCGCCCACCGAAUUCGAGGAGCUCUUCUCCACGUGCCCAACUCCACCUUGGGGACCUGACGUUAGCGAUAUGGUGCCGACCAACGAUAAAGGUUGGAUCACCUACCAGGGCUACAUGUGCCAAUGGGCUUUGAUGACGCUCACAGAUCUACCAAGAACUUUCGAGUACCUCGCCUACCUUGGCUACAAUAUCUACGAGAACGACUCGCAAGUCACAGCCGUACAAAUCACGAGAGAAAAGAAAUUAGACUUGAUCAAGAAGCAGUCCAGCAGGAACGUGUACCAGUGCCACGUGAUCGGUCCCAACAGCGCCGGCAAAUCCAGCUUCUGCAAAAGUUUCAUACGACCACUGACCGAGAAAAACGUGAAACCGGACAUCGCCGGCAGCCCUCAUUGCACGGUGAACAUGGUCCAGGUGUACGGUCAGGAGAAGAUCAUGGUGCUGAGGGAUAUCAACGUGCGAAACGUGUCCGAUCCUCUGCUACCGCACGAGGUCCACUGCGACGUGGCAUGCUUGAUGUACGACAGGAACGAUCCCAAAUCUUUCGAGUACAUCGCCAGGAUAUUCAUCAAAUAUUUUGCUGAUAGCAAGAUUCCCGUUCUGGUUGUGGCGUCGAAGAGCGACCUGGACGAUGUCAGACAGGACUACCUGCUGCAGCCGGCCUUCUUCUGUCAGAAGUACAAGAUCCUGCCGCCGCAGCAGUUCAGCGUUCGCGGACACACGAGGAAAGAUGUCUUCGCGAAGUUGGCCACGAUGGCCGCGUUUCCACGGUUUCAAGCCGCCUGGAUCUUGUUCUAUAAGCACAGUCCUUUGCGGCGUAUGGUAAACAUGUUGUUGUUAAGACCGCAACCAUCAGAAUGGUUCAGUCACUUUUACAGAAACCUGCGGGACUUUGGACUUCUCCCCACGGAUUCGGCGAUGUGGUGGAAGGCGGGACUCGGAUUGGCCGCGGCCACGGCCUUCGGUCUCAUCGCGAUGAAGGUGUUGAACGCCACGGACAAAGUCAGAUAAGAGAGCGAAAUUACGAACAGCAAUUUCCAAAGAGUACUGCUGACUUAAAAAAACAAAAA
This is a messenger RNA of Nicrophorus vespilloides, 2333 nucleotides long. It is a transcript of the gene Miro, whose product is annotated as mitochondrial Rho GTPase. Gene Ontology annotation, biological process: small GTPase-mediated signal transduction; mitochondrion organization; regulation of mitochondrion organization. Lineage: Eukaryota; Metazoa; Arthropoda; Insecta; Coleoptera; Silphidae. The record is from RefSeq and is a predicted model, not a curated record. The coding region runs from base 277 to 2274 and encodes 665 amino acids. Gene Ontology annotation, molecular function: GTPase activity; GTP binding; calcium ion binding. Gene Ontology annotation, cellular component: mitochondrial outer membrane. The transcript has 11 exons.